This is a messenger RNA of Clarias gariepinus (North African catfish), 8689 nucleotides long. It is a transcript of the gene akap11, whose product is annotated as A kinase (PRKA) anchor protein 11. Gene Ontology annotation, cellular component: cytoplasm. Gene Ontology annotation, biological process: intracellular protein localization. The record is from RefSeq and is a predicted model, not a curated record. NCBI's taxonomy places the organism in Eukaryota, Metazoa, Chordata, Actinopteri, Siluriformes, Clariidae. Bases 122 to 5647 code for a protein of 1841 amino acids. Gene Ontology annotation, molecular function: protein kinase A binding. The transcript is spliced from 12 exons.
GUGCGAUUGCUUUGGCCUGUGUGACUUGUUUUCAUGAAGAGAAGGCAGACAGAAACAUCUAACAGCUCACUGCGUGGCUGUGACAACAAAGUGUGGCCUCCCAGCCCAGCUCCGCAUUGCCAUGGAUGCCUGUGCCCGGGUCAAAGGUGUUCCACUCAAGAACCGUGCUAGCAUCAGGAAAGAGACUGUCCGUGAGAGUUCAGCCCUGUCCCUGAGGAGCCUUUUAAGGAACAGGAAGGAGUUGAGCAAUGUGGUGCCAGAGCUGCACGCUAGAGAGUCACAGUGUCUGCAACAAAUACAUUUCAUAUGCUUACCAAGUGCUACAGAAGGCGAGGAUUUCACACUACAGGCUGUGACCUCGCUUUCUACAGAAUUGUUGGAAUUGCUGAGAUCCCUACAUGUGCAUACUCUCAGAGAUGAAGAAGUGCUGCUCAUCAAAGAUCCAAAGCGAACCUUAGACAGAAAAGACGGAAAGUCCCAGACUAACUCAUCCAGAGCCAUGUGCAUAUUGAGACAUGGCAGCCCUCAACAGAUCAGUGUUUGUACUAUGUUGGGUCUACUGAACCGUUAUACAACAGGAAUAAGAUAUGCUCUGGAGGUACAGUCUCUACAGAGGGGCAUAUCAGAGUCAUGUCAAGCUGAGGAUGAUGACACGAACCAGUCUGUUUCUUCUAUCGAGGAAGAUUUUGUUACAGCUUUUGAACAUCUGGAAGAGGAAGACACAGUUGUAUAUAACAAGAAGAACCAGAGAGAUGUGGCCUCCCAAACUCUCCCCUCCCAUUUCAAAGAUUUAUCUGGGUCCCGUAUUAUAAUUAGUUCUUUCUCCAAGAAGUCCAAGAGUAAACAGAAGUCAAUUACGGAUGUGACCGGAUCCAUACAGAAGUCACCGACAACAUAUUGCAGGGGUACAGAUAAUGACUGUAACCGAGCCACACCAAGUAACCUACCAAAAAGACGUGUUACCUCUACAUCAUUUACUGAGUCUGAUGAUUCAGACUGUUCUAGUCCAAGUCCCAUAAUUUUUUUAGACGAGGUUGGUUAUCAGAAGAGUCUGAAGGCAAAGCUUGACAUUCCAAAGAUCCCGGUUCUUAAAGAAGGUGUAGAAGAUUCUGACUCAGAGGUUUGUGAAUUUUUUGAUAGUUUCGAUCAAUUUGAUGAUCUGGACCAGUGUUUUGAUUCUACUAUGAAGGUGCCAAAAGAACAGGUUCUCGUCACCAAGAAAAAAAAGGCAUCUGACGGCACUAUUAGUAAAUAUGAUUUAAAAGGUGGAUCAACAACAGCAAUGAACCCUCACAAGUUUGACCACAGGACUCUUCCAGCCAAUAUCAAGAAGCCUACUCCGCUUAAACCAGGAUCUCCGUAUAGCAUACAUUCAGAUGCGCCAGAUUCUCCACGACCAGUGAGGACAUCCUGUGAGGAGAACGGGGGACUCUUCAGUCCAGUUCACUCAUCAGCAUUUAGUCCUCUGGGAGAAGGAGGAGCCUUGGAGUGUUUUUGGAAACUAGAUGGAGAUGUUUCAGAAUUGCGCAAACCACAGGAUCUUUGUACGCUCUAUAAAACUUAUUCCGAUUUUGCAAACAAUCUCUCGAAAGAAAUUCUCGGAACUGUGUGUGGGUACUCUUCUCCUGUUGAUAUUAACAUUAAUAAGAACUUGAGUUGUGUAUGCCACAAAGAAUUCAAAAACACUAAUGGACAUCUGAUGAAACUGUCAGAGAUUCAGGAGACGGUCACUAUUGCCAAAUCACACUCACAAUCUCUGAAGGAUGGGAUUCAAAAGUUUGCUACAGACUUGGUUGAAAUGAGCAUCGGCAGUGCCUUAAGAGAUUUACAGAAAGGAGUGUCGUCCUGCACUACAACACUUUGCCAUUUAGCUGCUAGGCUAACAUCUUCAGUGUUUCAUAUGGCUUUUCAAGAGAUAGGAAUGCGCCAUGCGUAUGUAUUAAAGGAGCGUGCCAUAAAUGGAUUGGCUGGUUUCCUUGUCGGGGAAGCAGUCUCCGGAGCUCUGAAAGAGUUUCUGUUUGUAAAAAAGCAGAUUUUUAACAACACUGUUACGAGAUUUGCAGCUGAUCUUGCUGAGGAAUUAGUAUUUGAGGGAAUUAUGGAGGUAUGCCAAUUCUCUCAUCCUUCUACACCUCUUACCCCAAAAGAUUGGUCGUUUGAACAAGAAGAGGAAGUUGUUUGUUCUUAUGCUUCAGAUCUUUCUGAAUCAGUUCUUCAAGAAGCUUUCAUAGAACUUUCCCAAGCUGAUGUGACUUUCACAACACAGGCAGCCAUAAGUGUGUCAUUGGACAAUAUCUGCUAUGUCAGUGCAGAAGAUGCUUCACAGACCACAAAAAUCUGCAAUGCCCAGUCAAGUUACCAGAAUUUAGAGUCACUUGUCCAUACUGGUAAUCAAGAAGAAGAAGAUGGCUGCACUGUAAAGAAAGCUUUGUACUGUGUUUCUGGCAUGGCCAGUUGUGUACCCGUCCCUGCAGCUGGCAAAGCUUUAUCGUACCUGCAGAACCCAGAGGAAAUGUGUCGGUAUAAGUCCAGCAUUAGUCACACUUGCCAGAGCAGCCCCAAAAGAAGCGUUUGUUCCCAAGGGAGGGCAGUUACCUCCACUUCAAACACAUCCUCUGCAACAUUUUCUGAGUCAGUGCUAGGUAUUUCCAAAAUCCGUAAUGUCUGCGGUAAUCUUGGGAAUAUAUCUACAAGUGCUGCUGAGAAACCUUCCGUGGGAAAAGGUUUCGAGAAAGUUUCUGGCGCUAUGGUUGAGACAAUAGUAGGUGAAGCAUUUGACAUUGUGUCCACAAGCAAAAUGAAGAAAAAAGUGGACGACUGUGCUGAUUUCUUGUGUAAAAAUAUAGGGAGUCGAAUGGCUACAUGUACUGGUACAGCAAAAUCGCAGGAUGUGGCAUGUCAGAGUUCACCACAUUAUGAUUUAUGCAUAUCACAGAAAAUUUUGUCUUUAAUUCCUAAAGGAGAUUUGAAUGAGUCGUCAUGUUUUUCUCAGCCUCACUUAACUUCAAAGAACAUGGAUAAAACACUUUGUCAAUCUGGCUUAAAAAAUAUACGCCCACUUGACAAAUUCUCACCAGAAGUCCAGCCUUCUGUGAUAAAAGAUACUUUGGAAGUGCCCAGUUUUGAAGGGGGUAUUCGUGGGAGCAGAAAAGUUGUCUCUGAAGACAUUCUUAAUGGCAGCAUUGGAACAAGAGCCAAUGGAAGCCCUGGCACUCCUCCUUCAACUCCCCAACAACCAUCAGACAUCUCGAGUGAGAAAAAGCUUAAACAAUUUUCAAAGAAGCUCAAGGGCAAGCUUGCAAAAGAAUUUUCCCCUGCCACCCCCCCACCCACGCCACAUUACGAGCCCACUCCAGGACUGGAAGAGGGCUCAGAUUCAGAGAAAGAGGAAUUCAUGCUGAGGCUUAUGAGGUCCCUUUCUGAGGAAGCUGUCAACAAUGAAGAUGAUGAUGAUGAGCAGGAAGAGGGUCUCAACACUGCAGCCCAAAACACAGAGCAAAGUCCCAGUGUGGGAAACAAAAUGAUUGAAAAAGGUGCUUUGCGUUAUGCUGAGCGUUUAGCAUGCCAUAUUGUUUCCAUGGCAACCGAGAUGGAUACAUUAAGCAUUGGUGAUGUGAGUAAGCCAGAGAUGGAAAAAGACAAUGAGAAUGUUGCUUUACAUAGUGCACAAUUCUCAGAACAGACCUUAAACUCCUUGUGGACUUAUGCUGGAGAAAUUGCUGGGGAGGUCAUCAGUGAUGUAAAGAGGAUGAUGAGUUCCAGCCCUUGCCGUCACAAAACUGUCAAAAGAGGAUCUUUUAAGUCAGAUAAGCCACACCCUGGUGGCUGGGAUUACUGUCACUUUGUCAGCAAAACUAACCAGUGGUCAAAUGAUCUCGUUCUGCCAGUUCCUAGUCCUCAGAGUAACACUUCAAGUAAAAUCCUCAUGUCUCAGUCUGAAUCCAAAAGCUGUGAAGCUACUGAUGAUUAUACAGGAUAUGUUAUCAAGGUACUUAAAAAAGAUGGAGGAAACCGUGAACUUAUCCUUGAUCAGUAUGCCAGUCAGCUGGCUUAUAAAUCUAUUAAAGCAGGCCUAGCUCAUGCUGCACAGAAAAUCAAGCAGAAGUCCACUCUAAGAAUGAGCUCAUCUCGACAUUUACAACAAGAGGGCGGCCGCGGCAUUUGCAAGAUCCCACCAUCUGAGUCGUCUCUUGCUAUUCUCGCCACAGGUCAAGAAGGGGCCUCUAGUGAAUCCAUUCUGUGCGUUUGUCAAGAUGUUGAAAGCGUUGGUGGGAAGGAAUACAUGGAACUUGUGAACUUUGCAGAGUCCUUGGCUUACAAUAUUACAUGUGAUGUCACACGAAAGCUAAGAACAUCUUCAAUUAGGCUUCCAAAAUCACUUACAGACUCGUGCCUGUACCGGAAGUCAAAUGUUGAAGACAUGGCAGAAAAUCUAAUCAAAACUGCAUUUUCCUGUUCAGUUUUGUCAUACAGUGGGAAAAACAGGCAGUAUCACAGCACCAGCAGCUUAGAUGAUGGAAAUUACAAUAAUGGUGUUAUGCAAGUAAUUGAGCAUUAUGCCAGGAAGAUUGUUGAUGACACGUUGGAAAUGACUCUAGGGUCUACAGCUCUUCAGACAGCAGAAGAGAGGAGAUCUUUGGACCUCGGUUCUUUCACUGAGAAAUUGACAGAGGCAUACAAGGCUUGUCGGUACUGUCAAGCAAAAGAUUGCUCUUUUUGUAAAAAUUGUCACCUUAAGUAUCAUGGAAUGCAGAAGAGAAUGCAGCAAGACUCGGACACAGUGGUUGGUUUUGAAAUUCCCAAAAUCCACAUCGAUUUGGACAAGAGAGCAGUUUUUGCUGAAGAAAUGGUAUCUGCAGCACUUGAGAAAGCGAAGAAGGAACAUAGCAGCACCAGCUUAAAUGCGGACAGUGGGAUUGGACAUGAUGGCGCAAGCUUCGCAGAAAGCCUCACCACAGAGAUCAUGACGUCUGCGUUGUCCAACAUCUGCCAAACCAUCAACCUCAGUGCCCCUGGGAGUGAGAGUGUCAACGUGACCGAGUCGACUGUCAGUCAGCAGCUGAAUCUAAGUGUGGGGGAUGACAGUCUUGGCAGCUGGUCUAAUCUGAGCUUCGAAGAAGACCAUCCUGAUGAAAGUAGUAGCUUCCAUCAUCUAAGUGACAGCAGUAAUGGGAACAGCAGUAGCUGGAGCAGUCUGGGGUUAGAGGGCGAAAUGUAUGAAGAGCAUUUGUCCUUCUCUCCAUCAGACAGUGACUACACAGAGGAGAAGGAAGCUGAAGCCAAGAACUUCAUGGGUGGGACGGUGCGAGUAGAGAGGGGCCACACAGAAGGGGACAGGGCUUUGCUCGUGGUCAGUACAGAUGUAUGCGGGCAGGGCACAGAUCCGCAACUGAGAACGGUGCUGCAGUGGAUGGCGGCCUCAAUCACUGAGCUGCCAGUCAUGCAGCUCAGUGAACAAUCUGAAAGGGAGCUGCAGCAGUUUCUGCGUGUGGUUCAGAGGCUGAAAGAGAGAGAGUGGAGAGUCUGCGAGCUCCUUCAGGCUCUUCUUAGAUACUACGAGGGGCAUCCAUCCGAGGAGGAACCAUGUGCUGAGGAAACAAGACACGAACAUGGGUCCCUUUUCCACUGGCUGCUUGAACACUCGUAGACCAUCACUGCUUACACUAUUUGAUGACACGCCUGUAGUAAGCGCCUAAUGGCAGUGUGUUGAGGUGAAGAUUUUGAUCACAUUCACAUUUAUGCGCGACGUAGCUGCCUGUUUAGAGGCCUAGCCAGUGGGGUGUGUCGGGUGCGCGGGUGUUUGAAUGUAUUGCAUGCCGUUACUGAAGGUAUUUUUGUUCUCCAUUUUUGGUUGUCACUUCUGUUAUUUGUCUCAUAUGAUAUUGAAUUGCAUAUCGCACAUUUAGUAUGUUAUAAUUUGCACUUCUCUUAGUGUUUUGCCUUCAUGCCCUAAGCCAGUGUUACAAGCAGAGGGCUCAGUGACGGCAUUGCUUAUUUAAAGGGAAUCCCUAGAGCAGAGUCGAAUAAUACUGUAGAUCACCUCUCUUUACGGGAAUAUACACGAUAAAGGGACCAGCCAGCAGAACCACUGCACCUCCUAUAUCCAUGGUCUUGGCCACUGUAGAAUUUUAUACUUUGAUAUACAAAUGAAUGAAAAUAGUAGUGGAAAGUAAUUAUAGGUCAACUGUAACUUAUAUCAGAUGCUCAUGCAGCUACCCAAGUAGUUAAAAUACCAUUUCACUGUAAAUAUUUUAACACUAAAAAAACAACAAAAAAAAAAACAGCUGCUCUCAACUGACUCCAUCAAAAUCUAUUUUGAUAAUAUUCCCCUUUUAGUGAGAAAUCCUUUACUUUUUCAGUGUUGUCUCAGGAUGGCACAGAUUUUAUUAAAAUGCACUAAAGGAUAAGUAUUUAUGACACCACAUCAUACAGUAUAUGUAAACUAUAUUUUUUUGUAUGGCUAAAAUAGUCAGAUGGUGUGGUGCACUCAGACGUUCCUUAAUAUCCGAGUGAUCUAGGUAUAUGAAACUGUAUGAAAUACACUGUUGCCAAAAAUUAAGGAACACAAAUUGAUAUUUUUUUAAGAGUACAUUUCCUGUACGUUAAGUAAAUACUUGACAUGGUAAAUAGUCAGUAAAUGACAAGCUGCUAAACAGGCAAAGAAGUUCUGUAGUAUAAAGAAGAAGACGGUAGUGCAGUUUUGCCACAUUACUGUAAUAGUGCGACACUAUGUACAGUUUGUACCUGAUGUGGGCAUGUACUGUACAGUAGGUCACAUUCUUUGCUUAUGACGAAUUGAUAUUAGGGUUGUAAAACUGUCCACCCCCUCUUCCAAUUCUUCUUUUGUACAGGAUUAACUGUAAAAUAACUGGCUCCUAUUUCGGGGUUGUGAAAGAUGGAAGACAUCAUAGAAAGAAAGAAAUGUGUCAGAAAUUUGGUUUUAAAUUUCUACUUUAAUGGUCAUUCUCUUUUCCCCCUACCUAGACUUUGAUGUUGAUGUUUCUUUGAGUUCUGUUUAUAACAUUUGUGGUUGCUUAGAUUCCUCAGAGCACCACUCUAAUUUGAACCACGAAUGAACCACAGCUUCAAGUGCCUGCAUAACUCGGUCACUAAUCACACACUCCUUACGUCUCCUGGAGAUGUUUUACACCCCAGCAGGAAAUCAACCACCACAGACUUUCCCACACUAUCCCGUUCCCCUCACUGACUCCACUUUACUGUGCACUCCCCAUGAAGGUAGCACUUUACUCUGGAAUGGCCAAUAUAGGUCCUUCCCAACUUAUGUCAGUAUCUCAGAACAGUAUAUUUCCCACACUAGGCCCAAUAUUAAAACCAUCGAAAGUGUGUUAAGUAUCGAUAAUGUAUACCAUGCUGUGGAUAAGUUUAAGGAUGCUUUGAUAGCAUCCAAUCAAUUUGUUCUGUUCUCUCUGAGUCGGAAUGUAUACGUAGUGCAGGUUCAAUUCCUGCAGCUGAACUGAUUCAGAGUUGAAUUGCUUUUGAACCGUGUUGGAGAAUGCUUGGAACCAGACCUCACUCUGAGGGCCUCAAACCAGUUGUUCUGGUCUGCAACUGAAUGCAAUAGCUGUGUUCUAUGGUGCACAAACAUAACAUACCAAGUGUGAAAAACACACUAUGGUUCACUUCAAUUGGACUAGCUUCUGUGUAUGUAAAAGCAGCUCGAGGGGAUUCUAGCCACAAGCCAUUCAGUUUAAACUGACGUGCUGUCAUUGAUGUAUUGUUAAAAAAAAACGACUCAGUUCAAAAUCCACUAACGGUAUGGUUUAGAGUUAUACCCAGUGGAAUAGGCAGUAUGGAGAUCUGGGUAGUAGAACGUAUUAUUCCACAUUAACACUAAUGCAUGCUAUUCUAUCCCUUCCUGCAUACCUGUAUUACUAUUAAAUUAAAUGUUCCGUUUGUGCCAUCAUAUCAUCAAUGAUUAUUUCUCAUAAGCAUGGUCCAAAGGCGUACAGCACUGUGGCUGCUCAUGCUAUCUGUAUGUAAAUUGCUACAGUGAAAACAUUUCUAUUUUCACGGUGCCAUAAAUUGAAUUCCGAUGAUUCAGGCUGAUUUGUUUACAUGAUUUUAAAUUGCCAUUAAAAAAAAAAAAACGUUGGUCAUUGGAGGAGGCUAUUGUAGAAAAAAUAUCUAAUCUCAGUGCGGUAAGACAGUUUGGUUUUUAGAGCUGACCACCCUAAAAAAAAGAAAACUUGCAUAAUUUAUGAAAACAGUUGAAGGUAUACAGUAUUUGCAGAUACACUUUUUCCUCUUUCGCAGUGGGAUUAUAUAUGCUUUUGCUGUAAGUAUGAACAGACAUAAAUGUGCUGGCUUUGUGUACUGACUUUAUUUUAUGUACAUUCCUAUAUUUCAAUAUAUGACCUAUUGCUAUUUGUGUUAUUUAAAGCUGUGUGUACUGCAGAUUUGACAUCAUAGUUUAAAGGUAAAAUAUUUUACUUGUGCAGUGUCAUGCUCAUCUCAGUGAAGUAGAUAAACAAUAUUACACUGACUUCUCUAUUUUUCCUGCUUAUUUGUAUUAUUCUGAAAAAGUAAGAUAUUUAAUAAUUUAUGUCAGUAUAACUUAUAAUUGUGAUCACACUAGUGAAGUUGCUAAAUAGUUUACAUAUUAAAAGUCUAAAGUAAGAGCACUACACCUGUUAAAGCUGUGGGAAAGAAUAAAGCAUUUUCAUGUGAA